GCCGAUCCACAGAACACCUACCAGUUGGCCGAUGCUCCAUGGCGUUAACUCUAUGAACUCUAUGCUCCACGGUGCGUCCUCCAAGCGCCAAGAACUCUAGCCAAGGCAACGGUUUUAGAACUAGUUGAGCCAAAGCUCGUCUCCUUGUUGUCCCUUUGUCGACGUUCUGUUUCAUUGGUUUCAUCAGAGAAUAUCUACCACUUUGCCAUCACAACCAUAGAGUUUUCACAACCAUAGGUGCUCCGUGUCACAAUCUCCUUGUUCCGCGUACCUGCCUGUGCGGUCUCUCUCUGUGUGUGUGUAGGCGCUGCGCCGUGCUCCCCACCGGGCUGCAGAUAUUAGACGGUGCGUUCUUCUUCUUCUAACCACUACGACCACCAGUUUAGUGUGUAAUUGGUGUUACCUCUACCAUUUUUGUUGCUAGAUAGUUUACUGCAUUGAGCAGUCAUGGUGAAGAUCAAAGUUUAUUGUGAUAACGCCGUUCAGUUUCUCGUCGAGACUUCGCUGUGCACGCCGUUAGGUGCACUUGUGGAUGACCUCACAGAUAUAUACAACGGAGUUUUGGUUAUUCGUCAAGCCGCGGCGGAUAUUGAAGACUUCGCUAGACAGCUCGGCGCUCAUACCGAGGAACCGCAGGAUGAGUCCGCAACAUCACCACCAUCGGGGACAGCUGAUCCAGGCGGGACCAUUAUGAAAGUAACAGCGGAAGCAUUGGCGAGGGUGUCCAGUUCCCAGUUGGAAUCCGGAAAAUGUCUCACCAAGAACACAAUCAAGAGCACUAAAGAGAUGCUUAAGGCAACUUUAUGCGCCCUGGAGCUUCCUGAAGCUGUAGAAAAGGAGCGAAAAGCGUUGGUAGCAAGCGUUGACAAAGGGGAGAUUGAGAAACCUCUUUCCCGCAAUGAUGCUAAACUUUGGUGGGCGGGACGAGAACUUUGUCGUGGAAAUGAACUGCGUAAAUAUUUUGGAAACAACGAAAAAACGACAGUGACUGCCACGCUGUCCACUCAAGCGCCUGCAAGAAAUAAGUUCUCCGAAACUCAAUUUAAAGAGUACGUGCUUCAGCAAAUGAAGCAGAAUAAGGAGUUUGAAACUCUUGAGCCAGACGAUGAAACCGAGAAUUAUGAUAAAGAACAUUUGCGAAAGUCUGUGCAUGGUCUCGUGGAAAUAAAAUGGAAGCCAUAGCUGCGUACUCGGCUAAUCUUGA
This is a messenger RNA of Rhipicephalus microplus (southern cattle tick), 1204 nucleotides long. RefSeq names its product cilia- and flagella-associated protein 298-B. Gene Ontology annotation, biological process: regulation of cilium movement. The record is from RefSeq and is a predicted model, not a curated record. Lineage: Eukaryota; Metazoa; Arthropoda; Arachnida; Ixodida; Ixodidae.